UUUUUCUCUCGCCAUCUCCCAUCUCCUCUAUUAGAAAUGAGGGAUUUGUCCGAGUUGCCCUGGCCCGCGCCGGUGGGUCAUCUGGAGGAGGAGCCCACCGCCAGAGAGCAAGUGCAGUUUGACGGCGCAGAUUGGGACCGCUCCUCGUCGCCCACGGAUCGGCUUCGUCCUCCGGGCCCCAGGUCCAGCCCGCUGGCAGGAGGGGGGAUGAAGUUUCGGUCGCCCCAGGAAUGCCUCACCCUGGUGGGGGAGAGAGUGGACGCCACGCUGCCUCUGGAGAAGCAGGUGUGGUACCACGGUGCACUGUCUCGCUCAGAGGCAGAGUCGCUGCUAACGCUGUGUAAAGAGUGUAGCUACCUGGUGAGGAACAGUGAGAAUAACCGCUCUGAGUAUUCCCUCUCCCUACGGAGCUGCCAGGGUUUCAUGCACAUGAAGUUCACCCGGUAUAAAGACGGCAAGUACGUGCUGGGACAGAACAGCCCUCACUUUGACACCAUCCCAGAAGUCAUCCACUUCUACACCACGCACAAACUCCCCAUCCGAGGUGCCGAGCAUCUGUCCCUGCUGUUCCCCGUGCUCGUGCAGACGCUCUGACGCUCCUCCUGGACGCCAUUGUGAUCGGACACGUACACCUUGAAUGUUUGACUGGAUCGUCCCAAGCUAGUUGGAGUUUUCGAUGAUUCAACACACUGGGGGCAAAUGCCCUCACCCACCACUGCUGUUGUACCCGUGCCAAGUGUCUCUGACAUCCGGAGGAGAUCGAUUCACAUGAAAUGCAAAACCUGAACUUUAGGCCACCUUUGCUGUAACCCCUCUCUCUCUCAUCUCUCACUGAACUGAGGGGGCCGGCUGCUGGACAUGUGAAAUCCUCCCUUUCUUUCUUACAUUUCUUACAUAGCUGACUGAAAUGCAGAGGAAGUAAACAGAGCUGGGAGAAAGUCUGUAUUUUCUGGAUGUACCGAUGGCCUAGUUUACAGGAGACCAGCAGGAGAGUUGGAUUUAAUUACUGCUGUUCAACAAAAAAACACCUCAUUGACACUGGGAAAAGAUAUUGCUGUUGUUAGGUGAAAACCUCACUAAUCGUAUUUUGCAGAUUUUUCAUGUUUAUAUGGAUCAUCACAUUGUAUAAGAUAACCCUCUUCAUACAAACACUGUUGUUAAAUGUUGGACAAUUCACAAAACAACUGCUAUUUUCAAUUAUAUAAGGUUUUUUACUAACAGCAGUUAUAUUUCAGAUGCUUUCUACACAAAGACACAAACUUCUGUUCUUCACUGUCCUGCUGCUGUAUGUUGAGAAUUAGCUUUUCUCCAUGUUACUUGUGAGCAACAGAGAAGCUGUGUUGUAUCGGUACUUGUGUUGACCUUGUUGACCUGUAUCUCUUGUUGGUUGCUUGCUAGGUUUGUUAAAGAAAAAAAAAAAAGAUCUCAAUGCUGUCUUUUUCUUUUCAUUGACUUGAGGCUCGGUAGCUAAGCUGUAGGCUAAGUCUGAAGCUAGGAGAUUAAAUCCUCUCAAAACAAACCCUAAAACUUUGAGACUGCCGCGUUCUCACACUUCCUACAUAUUCAAGCUCAGAUGUUCUCGUCUCUCCAAGUCAAUACAUGCUGCUUGGUGAGAUGUAUUUGAGUUGCGUGCCAUCUGGAAUGGGAUCCCAAGUCUGCUGCCUGGUUGCAGCAUCGUGUGGCAAAAACAGUUUUUAGAAGAGAGCCAAUUCAAACACAUUUAUGACAAUUGGAACUGAGAGAUAGACAAUUAUUCAAAUCAUCCGUUCUUUUUACAGAGUUGACUAGG
Notothenia coriiceps (black rockcod) is the source of this 1789-nucleotide messenger RNA. RefSeq names its product SH2 domain-containing adapter protein B-like. Lineage: Eukaryota; Metazoa; Chordata; Actinopteri; Perciformes; Nototheniidae. Bases 37 to 594 code for a protein of 185 amino acids. The record is from RefSeq and is a predicted model, not a curated record. The transcript is spliced from 4 exons. Gene Ontology annotation, molecular function: phosphotyrosine residue binding.